CGGAGAGCGUACCCAUGACCACGCUGGACGUGUCGAGCUGCAGCAGCUCGGAGGACGUGUCGCGGGUGGACCGGCGGCGCGCACCGGCGUUCUCGUGUCCUUGCACCAGCAACCAGCUGCUGGUGGCCCUGGCCGCCACCUUCCAGGGCCUGCUCAUUGUCGUCACGCUCACGGCCAUCAACAAGUACGGCAUCUUCACAGACAUAGAACCUGCGAAGUAUUACGAGAAAGCCGACAUUCUGCAACCAGACAGGAACGCUGCCGAGGACUACGGAGGUGUUCCCAGCAUUCCCCAGCAACACAAGCGAAGCCCGAAGCCGUCGACAGCUUUCGACGAUUUGGCGGCGUUCGCCUCAGACGGCGGCAACGGCAGCCGCGCCCUGAUGUGCAUGUUCGCGGAUACCUUCGAGGGAGACUUCCCGACGCACCUGUGCACGCACCUGGUGUUCAUGAACGCCGUGAUCGACCUGCAGGCGCAGAUUAUUCGCCCGAACUCGGCCGAGCAGGGACGAGCCGAAGGUGACGUUGCGUUCAUUGUCUCAGUGCUGCAGCGGUUCAUCAACCAGCGGCGUGAGCAGGAAGAGGGUGGCAGCCACUUCCUGGUGUCCCUGUGGGAGGCCCGCGUGACGGACACGUACCGCGACCUGUUCACCGACUGGUCGCGCGGCACCCGCGCCGCCACGCUGGCUCUCGGAUGGCUGCAGCGCACUGGGCUGGACGGACUCGCGCUGCUCAACCUCGCACUCACCUCGGAAACUGCGCCGGACUUUCUCAAUAUCUUCAAGGUCUUGCGCGCCGUGAUGGGCCCCGACUUGUUGAUGGUGUUCGGCUUCUACCUUUCGGAGAGCUACCAGGGCAAAGAGGAGAAGCGGCUCAUCAGGAUGCUGCACCAGAUAGCUAACCAGGUGAACUUGACUGUGUUCGAAACGCACGAUCCACGACCCGUCUCGUGCAAGGUGUUCGUGCCCAACGCCUACAACAAGCGCAACGAGGACGCCGACGCUCCCGACCACACAAUACUGCAGUGCCUGCAGUGGAGCGCUGGCCCUGCGGAGCUGUACCAGCGGCUGCAGGGCCGGCUGUGCAUGUCGCUCACCCUGGCCGCGUUCCGCUUCAUCGUGCACGUGGGACCCGGACACCUGGGCGCACGCUGCUACAACUACUACCCUGCGUCACUCAGGCAGAUGACGUUGAUCCUGGACGAGUAUCCUGCUUUGUGCGUGGCGCUCUAUCACGCGGAUCUCGAGGACUACCGCGGCGUCUGCGACCCCGGCGAGCCUUUCGCACGCAUCACUGCAGUCAGGCAGAUAACCGACUCGAAACCGCCGACUGGGACAAAGUGAUGCCACGAGCAAACCGACAGAGCGUCAGCGUCGUCAUAAGCUGCGAGCAUUCCUUCUUCACCACUUACCGUUUUCAUGCUUAUGUCGCGUAUUGUCAUUAACGAAAUACACGUAACUUGUACAACUAACACAAUAAACGCGUUCUUGUACAGUAUAAUCUCGUGUGUAAUCACAUGCAAACCUAAUUAACGUAUAUCCGUAUUGCUUCAAUAAAGAGGUCUUUGUAUGC
Molecule: messenger RNA, 1572 nt
Organism: Rhipicephalus sanguineus (brown dog tick)
Lineage: Eukaryota; Metazoa; Arthropoda; Arachnida; Ixodida; Ixodidae
Exons: 10
Coding region: 15-1343 (442 amino acids)
Source: RefSeq, a predicted model, not a curated record